Messenger RNA from Elephantulus edwardii (Cape elephant shrew), 1294 nucleotides. RefSeq names its product testis-specific serine kinase 3 (gene TSSK3). Bases 427 to 1233 code for a protein of 268 amino acids. Gene Ontology annotation, cellular component: cytoplasm. Lineage: Eukaryota; Metazoa; Chordata; Mammalia; Macroscelidea; Macroscelididae. The record is from RefSeq and is a predicted model, not a curated record. The transcript has 2 exons. Gene Ontology annotation, biological process: intracellular signal transduction; microtubule cytoskeleton organization; protein phosphorylation. Gene Ontology annotation, molecular function: protein serine/threonine kinase activity; ATP binding; tau-protein kinase activity.
GCAAGCAGCCAGGGCAACCUGCACGGAGUGGCGUCCAUGCAGAAGGUCCCAGUAUUCCCAGCUGUACGCCCCCCCUCCCCCCCAGGCGGGGCCGCGACUCACUGCCUGGCAGCGGGGCGCUCAUGUCUUAGCUGGUGAUGGGCUUGGUGUCCAAGCCCGUAAUGAGAGCAGGUAAGAGUACUGCUCAUUUUGGCCAGGGGUCACACAGCAUUUACAUCACAAUUGGGCCGCUGCUUAAAAAUGUCCAUCCCUCUCCCUCACCACCACCCGGGGCUGUGUCCAGUCGGAGAAUGUUCUAGCGUUGGGGGCAGCUGCGGAUGAAGUCCUUGGGGGGAAAAGAAGCAGGCCAAGGGCGAUGGUGGAGUAGAGCUGCCUCUCUGAGGCAGCAUGAGCUGAGAGGGUGAUAGGAAGGAGGCACUAGACAGCAUGGAGGACUUUCUGCUCUCCAAUGGGUACCAGCUGGGCAAGACCAUUGGGGAAGGGACCUACUCAAAAGUCAAAGAAGCAUUUUCCAAAAAACACCAAAGAAAAGUGGCAAUUAAAAUUAUAGACAAGAUGGGAGGGCCAGAAGAAUUUAUCCAGAGAUUUCUGCCUCGGGAGCUCCAAAUCGUCCGUACCCUGGACCACAAAAACAUCAUCCAGGUUUAUGAGAUGCUGGAGUCUGCUGAUGGGAAAAUCUACCUUGUGAUGGAGCUGGCAGAGGGAGGGGAUGUCUUUGACUGUGUGCUGAAUGGGGGGCCACUGCCCGAGAGCCGGGCCAAAGCCCUCUUCCGUCAGAUGGUUGAGGCCAUUCGCUACUGCCAUGGCUGUGGUGUGGCCCACCGAGACCUCAAGUGUGAGAACGCCUUACUGCAGGGCUUCAACCUAAAGCUGACAGACUUUGGCUUUGCCAAGGUGCUUCCCAAGUCACGACGGGAGCUGAGCCAGACCUUUUGCGGCAGCACAGCCUAUGCUGCCCCAGAGGUGCUGCAGGGCAUUCCUCAUGACAGCAAGAAGGGUGACGUCUGGAGCAUGGGCGUGGUCCUGUACGUCAUGCUCUGUGCCAGUCUACCUUUUGAUGACACAGAUAUCCCCAAAAUGCUGUGGCAGCAGCAGAAGGGGGUGUCUUUCCCUACUCAUCUGGGCAUCUCAGCCGAAUGCCAGGACUUGCUCAAGCGGCUCCUGGAACCAGACAUGAUUCUCCGGCCUUCCAUUGAAGAAAUUAGUUGGCAUCCAUGGCUAACAAGCAACUGAUAAAAGCAAGUCCUCCCCAAUAAAGCAGGGGGAGAAAGCAAACUCAAAAACCCGCUUCUAA